UAUAUAUAUAUAUAUAUAUAUAUAUAUAUAUAACUCGCCCUCAGAUUUUCUUCGUCACCACCGUUUCAUAUUUUCCACUCUCUCUCUCUCCUCUCUCUCUCUCUCUCUAAAAGCAGACCCAAAUAGAAACAAAAUCGAGCAGGCAUGAGUGGCGCCGAGGAGGAGUGGGUGAGCGCCGCCAUCGCAGAUGACACUAUGGUGGCGGAGUUCCUCGUGCGCCUCCACGGGGCGGCGCCGCCGCCGCCGCCGAAGCCGGCGGCCUUGCCGCGGCUGGAGUGGAGCGUGCGCCAGCGAAGGUCGAGAGUACCCGUGGCAGCAGUCAACAACAACCACCCGAAGAAGCACCACGAACAGAGGGCCAGCCCCACCACGCCGCUUUCAUGGAGCGGCGCCACCUCCCCCAGCGGCGGCUCUGCCGGAUCUGGCGGCGCCGCCGCCGUAGACGGACGCGAAGACUCGAGCGGACCACCCGCCCGGAAUCUCUCCGCCACCGCAAGAUCUAAGGUUAACGGGGAUAGCGAAAAAACGGGAUUAAAGAGGUCAAGAAAGAAGAAGACUUUAGCAGAACUCAAAGACGAAGAAAACUCGUUGAUAAAGGAAAGAAGAGAGUUGAAAAGGGAAAUAGUUGCCUUACGAGUGAAUUUGGAGAAACAGAGGGCUACAAACGAGAACUUGAAGAGAAUGAAGAUUGAGCUGCAACCCCGUUUGGAUAGGGAAAAAAUCCCCGAUCAACUUCAGCAGAAGUCAACCGACAAAGAUAUUGUUACACAACAGUCCUCGACAUCAAACAACGAUGUCGCGGGCCCCACGUUCGAUCCCAAGUUUGUGCUUCCGGAUUUAAAUAUCGCGUUCGAGGAGGAACCUCUUCUCUCCUGCUAAACAAAGCCAGAGACAAAUAUAUAUAACAAUAUAUAGAACAAAACGACAAGUAUAGUACUAUAUAAGGGGGCUAACCUCGGUUUAGGACAAACUGUACGGUCAACUAUAUGAUAGGGUUUAAUUACAAGUUGCAGCUUAACACAUUUCCAUGUGGUCUUGUAGUAGUGAAGGUAACUAGUUAGGAUGGUUAGGUUAGAGAUCCUAACUCAGCUUAUUAUGCAGCCACAUUACUCUUCUUUUUUUCUUUUUUUUUUUUUUUUAUUUUACUAUAAAUGUUUUGUUCUUGAGGAUUCUUUUUGUUCCUCUUUGGGGAUAAUUUAGAGACGAGAUGUAAGCCAUCUUAUGUAAGAAUAUGUAAUUUGGAUGAUGCAUUGAUUACUCUCUUCUAAUUAAUGGAGAGAUAAUUGGAGGGAGGGUAUUUUAGUCUUAA
Molecule: messenger RNA, 1309 nt
Organism: Erythranthe guttata (spotted monkey flower)
Lineage: Eukaryota; Viridiplantae; Streptophyta; Magnoliopsida; Lamiales; Phrymaceae
Source: RefSeq, a predicted model, not a curated record